UGGUUAUUCAGAGCAAUUAUGGGGAAAUGUUUGCCAUAUGUAGAUUCCUAUCUGCUGUUCUUGUUCCUAGAUCGUACGAUUAAAAGGGGUUUCUCGAUUCGAAUAUUGACACGAAACACAUGUGAAAUUGGAAAUAAUUUAAAAGAAACAGAUACUAUGAGCCUCAUAUUAAAAUAUAACGAAUCAUUUUACGAUAUCUUACUUAAAUAUUUUACAACGUUAAGUGAAAUUACAAACAUUUUUAAAUUUAUUGCCACUACUGGAUUUAUCGUAGUUGUUUCUUUUAUACUCAAUUACAUUCAUGAUUAUCGUUCUAAAAGAAUCACGAAUGAGUCGAAAUACGACUUAUUAGAAUUACAAAAGUUUAACACGUAUAAUCGAGUAAUUGCCAGACAUCAAAGUAUUAUCAGUCAUAAAGAAAUGUUAAAUGCUUUGGAAUAUGCGACUGAUAAAUGUUAUGACAAAUUUUAUGCAUUAAAAUGCAUUGAUAUAAUAGUAAAUUGUCCACAAUUGGUAAAUGUAAAAUCUCUACCUUAUGGUUUAACACCUUUCCACCGUGUCUGUUUCCAAGGUCAUAAAUGUUUAAUUGCUUUUAUGUUAGCAAAGGGUGCUGACCCUUCCCUUGUCACAACAAUAGGAGAGAAUGCUUUAUGUAUGGCUAUUUAUUAUUUUCUUAAUAAUCCAGUGGACGAUGACUUUUCUUGCCUUGAAAUGAUUGCAAAAACUGGAUGUGGAUUUGGCUUUGAAGACAAAUGGUACAAUAGCUUAUUAGAAAUGGCAUUUAAUAAUAAUCAUAUAAAAUUAGUACAAUGGUUAAUUUUACAUCAUAAACUCUCCUCGCACAAGUCCUUGCGCUGUUUUUCUACACCACCAAUAUGAAGGAAUUAUAAAUUUAAUUAAAUAUUAUGUAUAUAUAUAUUAAUCAUUAUUUUUAUUCAUUUUUGUAUAUGAUAUAUAAAAUGUAAGUUAUGAUAUGAUAUGAUAUAAAUUACAAAUAUAGGUUAUGAAUAAGAAAUGCAAUAUUUUGAUUAAUAUUUGUUAAUGUUAAUUAA
Messenger RNA from Bombus huntii, 1052 nucleotides. RefSeq lists its product as uncharacterized. The coding region runs from base 19 to 879 and encodes 286 amino acids. Gene Ontology annotation, molecular function: protein binding. NCBI's taxonomy places the organism in Eukaryota, Metazoa, Arthropoda, Insecta, Hymenoptera, Apidae. The transcript has 5 exons. The record is from RefSeq and is a predicted model, not a curated record.